GGCCUGUGCUACUUUCCCCUGAGCCCUCGCUUGGCGGCCACGUUUGCGCCACCUAUAGCCCGGGAGGCUGUGCGUCAUGGCGGCUUCUUGCCCACUCCCGGUAACCCCCGACCUGCCCACGCUGCGUGCCAAGUUGCACGGGCUGCUGCGGUUCCUGAGGGAAGCGCUGUCCAUUUCCAAUGCACAUACGGUGGACUUCUACACGGAGUCGGUGUGGGAGCAACUGGUCGACCUGCCUCCGGAGACCGUGCUGGCGGUGCUGAAGAGGUCGGCGGCGGAGGCGGAGGCCCAGCCCUCGGCGGCGCGCCUCCUGGUGGAAGCCCAGGGAGGAUCAGAUAGUACUGAUUUUCCAAAAGUAUUUUGUGAAACUUCCCAGAAGCUGGUUAGUGUGGAAGCCUUUGCUCUGGCUGCAAAAUGUUAUUCUGUACAAAACUUGGGAAUAUGUACUCCUUUAGAACAGUUGCUUAUAGCCCUCCGAGGAAAUCAAAAACAGAGAACUGAUAAAAAUGUGAAGCCAGAUGAGUUUAUGAAUUUGAAAAAGUCUCAUGAAGUUCAGGCAAUGUCGGAGCUUAUCAGCAGUGUUGCUGAUUACUAUGGAGUAAAGCAGAUAAUUGACCUAGGCUCUGGAAAAGGCUACCUAAGCUCCUUUUUGUCUUUGAAGUAUGGCUUAAAAGUUUAUGGAAUCGAUUCCUCAAAUACCAAUACUCAUGGAGCUGAGGAGAGAAACAGGAAACUGAAGAAACAUUGGAGAGUCUAUCAUAGACGGUCAAAAUUAGAUGUCAGUGCCCUGGCAUGGCAAACAGCAAAAGAAAGGAAGCUGCAGGAUGAAAUUGAAUGUAAUGCAUAUGCCGAGGGAGUGGGUAACAGCAGUACUGCAAAUCAAGAAAAAAUGUCAACCUCAGAUUUUUUGCCAGAUUUUUCAGGCUCUGUAAUUUCCAGCAUCAGAAAACAAAUGGAAAACCUCCAUGUACAUUCACAUCGAGAAGAAAACUUGUAUUUUGAGAAUGCCUUUUCUGUUAGAGAUCUUUUACCUAUUAAUGCCAUAGAAUCUACUUCGUCCCAAACACCCAAGAGGAAAAUGUUGGAAACAAAUAAAGAGAGAAGAAAAGUGACAUCAAAGUCAAAUGAAUCAAAUGUAUAUUCACCUUUAACAUCUUUUAUCACUGCUGAUUCAGAACUACAUGAUAUUAUUAAAGAUCUGGAGGAUUGUUUGAUGGUCGGUCUCCAUACGUGUGGUGAUCUUGCUCCAAAUACUCUUCGAAUAUUUGCUGCCAAGUCUGAAAUCAAGGGAGUUUGCAGUGUGGGUUGUUGCUACCACCUUUUAUCUGAAGAGUUUGAAAACCCACAUAAAGAAUGUACCCAAGAAAAGUGGGGAUUUCCAAUGUGCCACUAUUUGAAGGAAGGGAGAUGGUGCUGUGGCCGUAAUGCCAGAAUGUCAGCAUGUUUGGCACUGGAACGGGUUGCAGUUGGCCAAGGGCUGCCUACUGAAUCACUCUUCUAUCGUGCCGUUCUUCAGGAUAUUAUUAAAGAUUGUUAUGGCAUCACCAAAUGUGAUCGGCACGUUGGUAAACUUUAUUCCAAAUCCUCUUCUUUUCUGGAUUAUGUCAGAAAGUCUCUAAAGAAGCUUGGAUUAGAUGAGUCCAAGCUGCCAGAAAAAGUUAUAAUGGACUACUACGAGAAGUAUAAGCCUCGAAUGAAUGAGCUGGAGGCUUUUAAUAUGUUGAAAGUUGUUCUGGCUCCUUGUAUAGAGACACUGAUUCUUCUGGAUCGACUUUGCUACCUGAAAGAACAGGAGGAUAUUGCCUGGUCUGCACUUGUGAAGUUGUUUGAUCCUGUGAAGUCUCCCAGAUGUUAUGCUCUUAUUGCACUAAAGAAGCCACAGUGACUUCAAAUGAAGCAAGGUCCAAGAUGACGGAUGCCCUGAAUUCUAUCUGUGGAUCCCCUGGGUUCAGCAAACGUUUCCUCUCCCUGUGGACACAUGAAAACAGACCACCUACAGGAACAACUAUGAACAGCAGUUCUUCCAUAUUUGGAGGAGUGAGACCUUCCCACGUCCAUCAGAAUGGCUGAAAUUAAAAGGAUUGAUCCUACUGAGUGUUGGAGAUAAUAUACAGCCACCACAACUCCGAAGACUGCUGGCAAGUGCUAAUGAUACAGUUGUUUCGGAGAACAAUUGGGCAGGUUUUUAUAAAGUUAAACAUAUUUGUUAUAUGACCCAACAAUCCCAUUAGAUGUUUACCCGAGAAGAAUGAAAUCGUAGGUCCAUAACAGCAAAUGUUAACAGUUGCUUUAUUCAUAGUAGCCAAAAGUCCAUCAACAGCGUCACAGAUAAAAACAUUGUGGUAUAAUUCACACAGUGGAAUAUUGCUCAGCAAUAAUCAGCAAUGAACUACUGAUGCCAGCAGCAAUGAGAACGAGUUUCAAAAGCAUUACGGUAAAUGGCUAAGAGAAAUAAGGUAGACACAGUAGACUGUGUGCUGUAUUUAUAUGACGUUCACAUGACAUCCCAGAAAAGUCAAAACUAGAAACAGAAAACAGAUCAGUGAGCCAGUGAGCUGUGGGUGAAGGGAUGAUUGCCUACAAAGGGGCGUAAGGAACUUUCUGGGGUGAUGAAGUGGGUGUUUGUAAAAAUGCAUUAAAAUCUACAUUUAAAAGGGGUGAAUAGGGGUUCCCGUUGUGGCACAGCGGAAGUGAAUCUGACUAGUAUCCAGGAGGAUGUGGGUUUGCUCUCUGGCCUCACUUUGUGGAUUAAGGAUCUUGAGUUGCCGGAACUGUGCUGUGGGGUCGCAUACGCGGCUCAGAUUCGGGGUUGUUGUGGCUGCGGCACAGGCUGGCAGCUGUAGCUCCAAGUUGACCCUAGCCUUGCAACUCCCAUGUGCUGCGGCUGCGGCCCUAAACGAAAAAUAAGGGGAGGGGUGAAUAUUGUGGCCUGUGAAUUGUACCUCAGUAAAACCUGACUUAAAAAAUUCUGAAAUUUUAUCAGAGAGAAAUUAUAAACGAUAUUUUGAUUCUCGAGCUAAAUUGUCAUGUUAAAGCAGUCAAUCUCAGAGUUUCUCCACCGAAAAUGAAAGGCAUUUGUCCAUACUCUAAAUGCAGAGGGGAACAGAUGUAUUGGCUCAGUGUCUUAUUGAGUUUGUAUGCUAUUUGGAAAUUGGAUUGUUUUGACAAAUUACUUGCCAGCCAGGAAAAGCAUGAAGGGAUUAUUUGUCCACUGUGAUUUCAGAUUUUUCCCUAAUGAUCAAGUCAUUUGAAAUAAGAGAGGCAGCCAAAGUAGUUUUACUCAGGAAGAUAUUAUUUCAUACACAGACAUGUCAGAAACAACAGAAGCGAGAAAGGAGAUGACUCCAGUUUUUAAUUUUUUAAACCUAACCGAAGCGUUGUAAAUAGCAACAAACGAUUUCAGUUCUAAAGAGCACAUCAUUCAGAUUUCCUUCUAAGAGCUUCCCAGCUUACAGACUUGAAAUAAUUUGUGAGCGUGGGUGUCGGAGACUUCGUGUUGCAAUGCGAACCUUUCCUUUUCAAUCCGCUUGAAUACCUGCUUUAAGGCUAACUGUUUGAGGAUCCCAUCAGACUAUAUCGCUGUUUUUUACUUGUUUACGGGUGCUGCUGUUUUCCUACUGUGCUAUAGAACAGUUUGCUGUGAUAAGACUAUGAUUUCAAAGAACUUCUUUGCCAAUAAGUCGUGUGUCCUUCAAUAAGGCAAAGGAAAGCUUUACAGUCUUCAUAAGAGCAAUAUCCCUCAUUUGUUUUUUAAUAGUACAUUGUCUACCGUAUCUGAAAGAGUUCUUUUCUCAUCCGCGGUUCACAGAAUGAAGAACUGCCACGUGUUUUAAAUGAGUUUCUGUGUAACUAUCAACUUAAAUGACUUCAUUUUUACCUUCAUGCCUUUUCAAAGUAUGGUCAUAACAUUGGUUGUUUGAAUGAACUAGUGGUAGAUAAUUUAGGUUAUUUUUAUAUUCUUUUUUUUUUUUUUUUUGCCGGAAAGACCAACUAAACUGUUAAAUUUGCACAUAUCCCCCCCCCCACUUCCCCACAGAGAUGCUUGAUCUCCAAGUCAUUGUUUGCCGUGUUUACGUGAGGUUUAUUCUGUUGCAUCUCUAGGUCGGCUGCCAUCAAACACACUAGCUGCUGGCCACGAGCGAUUAUCUUCAGUAUUUCAAAUGAAGUAAAAGUUCACUUCCUCGCUCAUCCCAGACAUAGUUCCUGUGCUCACCAGCCACGGGUGUCCACGGCUGUCCCAUUGGACAUGCAGAGAGGCGGCAUCCUCUCAUCACAGCCAUUCUGUUGGGCGGUGCUGGUCCAGGCCAGGGUCAGAAAGCUGUUUUCUUACAGGGCUGGAUCGUAAGUAGUUUAGAGUUUUGUGAGCCAGCAGGCAAAACUGAGGUUCCUAUUCAGGUACUUAUUUAACUAUUGGAAAAGUGGAUCUCUUUCAAAAUGGAAAAAACAUGCUUAACGUGCAGGCUGUGAAAAACAGGCAGGAGGCUGGAGUUAAGCCGUAGUUUGCCCACUGCUGGCGAGGCUCCUCCUGUCCUCUGUUCAUUAAAGAGGUCUUUCUCGAUCAGGCCUGUGUUGUAAGGGCUGAACUAAAUACUCAGUAUAGCUCCGUGAACAAGAAAAUACAGUCCCAGCACUCAUGGAGUCCAGGAAUGCAGCAGGAAAGGCGCUCUGACAUCACAUAAUUAGUUAUUAUAAUUUAACAAAUCAAAUGAAGGAGAUAAGCAGGGUGUUACGAAAGGAAGUAACAGGGAAAUGUAAACCGGCAUAAAAGAUGGAGUUGAUUCUAAGAAUUAUCUGCAGCUAAUAUUAUACUUUUAAUAUAUACCACUGUUUAGAUUUUCCAGCUGACCCAUGUAAAAAAGGCACUGUAAAAAUUAAUAAAUCUAGUAAUAUCUAAGUGGGCUUAUGUUCAAGUAUAUUACAUUCUUACAUACCAUCUGUUUUAUAUAUACGAAAUAGUAGUACAUCCAAUGAUAAAAAUUGUGCUUGCUAGUACAACAUUUAUUGAUGUUUGGUAUUUCAUUUUCCUCUACUAGAGUCUCUUAUAAGAAGAAAAGUAUAUAAAGUAAAUGUUUCCUUGAAACCAGAAAAAGUUGCCACGGAUUCACUCCUGAAAUGGCCCCCAUUUUCUGUUAGUUCCUGGGUAUCAAAAUUCAAACUGAGGCUGUUAUUAAACGAAACAGUGUGAUGCACAUGCCACUAGGCUACUGUGACAGAUUGUUUUCAAAAUAGAUGGCUUCUUUUCAUGUCUGAGAACUCCAUAUACAUAACCAGCACAACAAAAUGAAAUAAAAAUAAUUUACUCUCCUGCCUUCCCAUAUAUGGGCAAUGUUUCUCAAGAUCAUUUCUGAUUUUUUGAGGCCUUCUUUGCACUUUGCAUUUCCUGUAAAUGUUUCCUUUUUUUUAUGGCGGUGUCAAGAACUUGAUGUCAGUCUAAAUAUCUCAUCACUGAGCACGUGAAAGAGGAUUAACGGAGCGGAAGCCAUUCUAAAUUGAGCACACACCUUGAAUGACAAGUAGGCCAAACUAAAGUUGUUUAGAGAUUAAAUCAUGCACCAUGUAUCUGCUUUGUUUCAAUAAAUAAACCGCAAAUGUUAAAUACAGCUGAUUUUGUGCAUCCAGGUGAGGAUGAAAUAAAGGGGAUAAAAUAUUUCCUAA
Messenger RNA from Phacochoerus africanus (Common warthog), 5655 nucleotides. RefSeq names its product methyltransferase like 25 (gene METTL25). The coding region runs from base 77 to 1885 and encodes 602 amino acids. The transcript is spliced from 13 exons. NCBI's taxonomy places the organism in Eukaryota, Metazoa, Chordata, Mammalia, Artiodactyla, Suidae. The record is from RefSeq and is a predicted model, not a curated record.